This is a messenger RNA of Protomyces lactucae-debilis, 3801 nucleotides long. RefSeq names its product clustered mitochondria-domain-containing protein. The record is from RefSeq and is a predicted model, not a curated record. Gene Ontology annotation, biological process: intracellular distribution of mitochondria. The transcript has 3 exons. Gene Ontology annotation, molecular function: mRNA binding; protein binding. Gene Ontology annotation, cellular component: cytoplasm. The coding region runs from base 1 to 3801 and encodes 1266 amino acids. Lineage: Eukaryota; Fungi; Ascomycota; Taphrinomycetes; Taphrinales; Protomycetaceae.
AUGGCAGAGCAGGAGCCAUACAACGACGAGACCGCUGACCAGGCCCCACAACAGCUCUUUACCAUCACCGUACAGCUGCCUCAGUCGGACCCGAGCACUUUUCAGAUUCAAGCAAGUGCAUCAGAGACAAUUAAUGAGAUUAAGCAAAGCAUUAUCGAACAACCGAGCACCUGUCAAUACUCAUGCUUCCAUUUGGAGUACAACGGCAAAGCACUCAAUGACUUUGCAGAACUGAGUAGUGUCGAGGGUCUGCAAGCAGAAUCAGACUUCAAGCUCGUGCAAAACCCGUACUCUGAACGAGAAGCUCGUGUGCAUGUCACCCGACUGCUUGAUUUCCUGCACGGUGGUGCAUCGAUAGGCCCAGGCGGCGAGACGCAAUUCGAGUUGCUGCAGCUUGAAGACGAGGCUAAUCAGCCUGCGCCCCUGUCUGGAGAUGCAGUGCACGCUGCCGUAUCUAUGGUUGAUUUGGCACCAAAACCCAAGUCCCCCGUCACAGCAAGUCUCAAGAGACUGGCACUGUCCGCGUGGAAUCCUGUCCCCUCUGAUCUCAGACUACGUGGACACUUGCUCUAUCUCAUUGCCACAACACUCGAAGGCGACAAUCUGCACAUUACAUCGACCAUCAAUGGCUUUUACGUCAGCAACUCGAGCUCGUCCAAAUUUGACCCGUCCAUUAAAUCUGGUUGUGAGGUUUUCCAUUCCUUGUCGCCUCUUCUCAAAGCACAGAGUCCGUUGUUCAAAGCGCACUACAGCAAGUUGGAAGCGUACAUGAAUACCCGGGAUGCGAUCCUCACCGUGCCGCUUGUCAACGCUGCCCCUGCCGUGUCUUGGCUUGCACAUAAACAAACCCUUACGGCAGAUCCAAUUCGCGUCCAGCGUCCGUUCCUCGAACAUGGCUUUGAUCUCAAUGAAUCAUUGCGCGACUGGAAUGAAGAAAUUCAAAAUACGCGCGAGAUGCCAGUAACCCCUUUGCCGGAACGGAUCUUACGUUCGCGCUUGUUGGCCAAGACUUUGUACGACUUCGCUGCAGCGGCAGCCAAGGGCGCUGAGCUCCUCGUCAAGGGCGAACUCAUCCCAUUGAACCCAACAGAGGACCGCGAUGCUCAAAUGUACAUCUAUGGCAAUAUUUUCUUUUCUCAUGGUUUGGAUGGUGUUGGUACCUUCCACCGUGAGGGCGGUGACGAUGCAGCACACAAGGCUGUUGCGCUGGACGUCAACGGUGUCAAGGCCCUCUCGUCGCUCGACGUGGACAAGCUAUGCACGCUCGGUACAUGUGUCGUGGAUUACUGUGGUGAACGCAUUGUCGCACAGUCCAUCGUUCCUGGCAUCUUCAAGGCCCGCCCAGAAGGAGAAUCACAAAUCAUCUAUGGCGGCGUCGACGGACGCGAUGUCGUUGCCGAUGAUAAGGAUUGCGGCGAACUUUUUGCCAAAGUGGCACAAACCAUGCGACUUAAGCGUCACGCCGUUUUUGAAAAGGAGGAGGACCGUAGGAAGGAACUCGAGCUCAGUGUUGAGACGAAAGGCCUGGCUGGUGCAGAUGGCCGGACGUACAUCUUGGACUUGUACCGGUUGACGCCCGUGGAUAUUGCCUUCCUCGAGAACGAAUGUGGUCCUGAGAAUCUAGGCAGCUUUGAGAACCGUGGUAGUUCAGAGGCUGUCGAGUCGGACAAGUACCCGCAUCGCAUGGUCGCCUUGCGUUACGAGCUUGUUGAGGGAUUCUGGGAGCAGAAGCUCAAUACCUAUGUUCAGGACAAGAUGCAGCAAGAGGACAAGGAGGCAGCGGCGAAGAAGGAACAAGCGACUAUCAAGGAUACACCUCCAGAGCCAACGCAAAGUCAUGACCGUGCAGCGAGUCUCGACUCUGAUGGCUUCACAAAAGUCGCCGCUGAGGGCGACACUGAAGCCGAGAGCGACAAAUUUGUUGCUGCUAAGGGCGAAGCAGACGUCCCCGAGACCGAUGCAAACGAAGAGCGUCGCAUUGACAUUUCCGGCUUCAAGUUGCUCUUCAACCCCGACACAUUCACCGCGCGGUAUCCUGAGACAUUGACGGAGGAAGAUCGCAAAGCAAAGGAAGAGGACGAACAGCUUGUUCGUUCUUUGUCAACGCACCUGCACGAGGUCGUUAUUCCCAAGCUCGUUGAAGAUUUGCGCGAUGGGGCAUUGGCUUGCCCCAUGGAUGGUGCAGCCUUGUCGAAACUCCUUCACAAGCGAGGCAUCAAUUUGCGCUGCUUGGGCCAAGUCUUAAAGCUUGCUCGGGAAGGCACUGCUGUCAGCAAAUGCGCUGCCUUUGUCAAGGUCGGCACACGCAGUGUCAUUGCAAGAUCGGUGAAGCAUAUUCUGAGCAGGUCGAUGCGAGCCCAGCCAUUCGCCGUCGUUCGCUUUGCCAUUGCUUACUACCUCAAUUGUCUCUUCUCAGACAAAGCUGAAGCCGUGGUAGAUCCUGAAGUCGCAAAUCUCUAUAAAGAUGCUUUACACUUCAAGAAGUGGACGCCUGCGUCUGCCAAAGCGCAGAUUGAGAAAGAGGUCUCGCGCCGAUUCCGUUAUACACUGCCAGAAAACUGGUCUGUUGAUGUCGCCGGCGCGCCUCUCUUGCGUGAGAUCUGUCUUGCCUUUGGCAUUCAAUUGGCAGCACGCGACUACUUUGCCACCCUUCAGCAGAAGCUGACGAAUGGCCAUGCUGAAGAGCCACAAACGGCAACAGCUGCGAAGAAGAGCAAAAAGGCCAAGAAGGAGGCUGCCAUUGCCGCUGCAGCUAUUGUAGAGCCAGCGCGCACCCAACGCUUCAUCCCCGAUGACAUUACGGCCAUCUUGCCUGUCGUCAAGGACUCUGCUCCUCAUUCCGGACUUGCAGAAGAAGCUUUGGAAGCUGGUCGAUUGACGCUUGCUCAAGGUCAGAAGGAGCUCGGCAUGGAGCUGUUGGCAGAGGCACUGUCACUGCACGAGCAGAUUUACGGUGUCUUACACCCAAGAGCCGCUCGGGGAUACAGCCAUUUGUCGUUGCUGUACAGCAACCUUGAUGACAAGCUCUUGGCUGCAGACUUGUCGCGCAAGGCUGUGAUUGUCGCUGAGCGGACUCUGGGUCUUGAUAAUCACGAGACUGUGCUAUUCUAUCUCAACUUGGCACUCCUGGAGCAUGCGAAUGGUGCAACGAAGCAGGCUCUUGCGUACAUCCAGCACGCUCUGUCCAAGUGGCGCGUUAUUUAUGGCGAAGACCACCCAGACAUGAUCACGACCAUGAACAACACGGCCGUGAUGCUCCAGUCAUUGCGCAUGUUUAAGGAUUCCCUGGCUUGGUUCGAGAAGAGUGCCGAGGUGUGUAUUGCUGUGUUUGGACCAGACAGUCUGAAUGCAGCCACCUUGUACUUCCAGAUUGCACAGGCCAUGGCCAUGGCAGGACAGCACCGCGAAUGCAUCAACAAGAUGCGUGAUUCCUUCAACAUCUUCAAGCGAGAGCUCGGUGCAGACAACAAGAACACAAAAGAAGCUGAGUUCUGGCUGUCGCAAUUGACGCAGAAUGCUGUGCAGUUGGCAAAACAAGCGAGGCUCGAAGCAACGCGAUCUACGGGUGCAGGCAGGAGUACAUCGCUAGCGAGCCGAGUGGCGUCUAUGCAAAAAAUGCACGCUACAUCGACCACUGUUCAGGAGAAGGAAGCUGCCGCUGUCAGUGCAACUGUCAAACCGCUCGCCAACGUCUCCAACAAGACGGUUGAAGAGCUUGUCAAGUACAUUACGGGCAACACAGACGAGGCACCGAAGAAGUCGAAGAACAAGAAGGCGCGGCCGAUGAACUUCCAUAAAUAG